Chelonoidis abingdonii (Abingdon island giant tortoise) is the source of this 4076-nucleotide messenger RNA. It is a transcript of the gene KCTD16, whose product is annotated as potassium channel tetramerization domain containing 16. Gene Ontology annotation, cellular component: presynaptic membrane; signaling receptor complex; postsynaptic membrane. Gene Ontology annotation, biological process: regulation of G protein-coupled receptor signaling pathway; protein homooligomerization. The record is from RefSeq and is a predicted model, not a curated record. Lineage: Eukaryota; Metazoa; Chordata; Testudines; Testudinidae. Gene Ontology annotation, molecular function: protein binding.
AGCAGCCAGAGCAGACCAAGCAGCUACCCUGGACAUCCUUUCAAACGGCUGCAGGCUUGUCUUCUCUUACCCUUGCUGGGAACAUGGGAGCUUCUUUGCCCUUCCUGCCAGGCAGGAUACCACUUUGGGAACCCACUGAAAUAUGUCAGUUCUUUUCUCAGAUUCUGGGGUUUCUGCAAGUCAUCUAAACCAAGGUCCUUUCUGAAACUCUCUCUCUUAAGGAUCCUGAUUGGGAUUUAUUUUGUUUUCUUUUCCAUCUCAGAUAUUGCUAUAUAGAUUGGUUUUUCAUGUUACCCAUCCCGGUUAACUUUCCUGUGACUCAGUUUAACUCUUGAGAUCCACAUGGAUGGCUAUUCUUAAGAGCACUUUUCUUACAUUUUCUGUCCCUUUCUGGGGUUGGAUUUAAUAUUAACUGGACUCAGUGUGCCUGUGUGUAUUCUGAUUGCUCUGAAAAUUUUCUUUCCUUCACAAGAACUGUACAUUAGCUGUAUCCAAGACCUGUGAAUAAUCGUAGGCUUGGCUUGAUCUUGAUUUUUGGGACUUUGUUGGAAGAUCUGAUUGCAUUUAAUGAAGUUAUUGCUCUCCAUCCAUUGUUUAGGUUUUAAGCUGCUUUGCCAGCUUCCGUGACAUAAUCACUUCUGGACAAUUCUGAUUUUUUUAAUAAACUAACUUUUUGUCCCCUCCGCCAUUUCUUAAAUAUUAUGAGCCCUUUUGGGGGUCUGGUGGAGAAACCUCAUUCUACUCUUUGAUGUGAUUGAUAGUCCUGCCAUUCCGUGUGGCUGAUUUUUGUUUUAAUAUACAAUGGCUUUGAGUGGAAACUGCAGGACUUACCUCCCUCCUAGAGAACAAGGGGCUGGUCUACACGCCUUCCCAGAGGUGGUGGAGCUAAACGUAGGUGGUCAAGUAUACUUCACUCGCCAUUCCACCUUGGUGGGCAUCCCCCACUCCUUGCUGUGGAAAAUGUUCACCCCCAAGAGAGAGACAGCCAGUGAUCUAGCUAAGGACUCCAAGGGAAGGUUCUUCAUUGAUAGAGAUGGUUUCCUCUUCCGCUACAUUCUGGACUAUCUCAGGGACAAGCAAGUGGUCCUGCCUGAUCACUUCCCAGAAAAGGGAAGGCUCAAAAGGGAAGCUGAAUAUUUUCAGCUCCCAGACUUGGUCAAACUCCUAACUCCUGAUGAUGUCAAGCAAAGCCCCGAUGACUAUUGCCACAGCGACUAUGAGGAGGUCUCUCAAGGCAGUGACACAAGAAUAUGCCCCCCAUCAUCACUCUUACCUUCAGAUCGAAAAUGGGGUUUCAUUACCAUUGGGUACAGGGGGUCGUGCACCAUGGGAAGAGAAAGCCAAGCUGAUGCCAAGUUCAGGAGAGUCCCGAGGAUUUUGGUUUGUGGAAGGAUUGCUCUAGUCAAAGAGGUCUUUGGAGAAAGUUUGAAUGAGAGUAGAGACCCAGAUAGGGCACCGGAAAGAUACACCUCCAGGUUCUAUCUCAAGUUCAAGCACUUGGAGAGGGCUUUUGACAUGUUGUCAGAAUGUGGAUUCCACAUGGUGGCCUGCAAUUCCUCAGUGACGGCUUCUUUUGUCAGUCAGUGCACAGAUGAUAAAAUCUGGUCCAGCUACACUGAAUACGUCUUCUACCGUGAGCCUUCAAGGUGGUCAUCGUCCCACUGUGACUGCUGCUGCAAAAAUGGCAAAGGAGAUAAAGAGGGGGAAAGUGGCACAUCUUGCAAUGAACUAUCCACUUCCAGCUGUGACAGCCAAUCAGAAGCCAGCUCCCCACAAGAGACUGUCAUCUGUGGCCCAGUCACCCGCCAGUCCAACAUACAGACUCUAGAUCGGCCAAUCAAGAAGGGCCCAGUACAGCUACUGCAGCAGUCUGAAAUCCGAAGAAAAAGUGACCUGCUCCGAACUCUAACAUCUGGCUCCAGGGAAUCCAACUCUAGCAAAAAAAAAGCAGUGAAAGAAAAGCUCUCAAUUGAGGAAGAGUUAGAAAAAUGCAUCCAGGAUUUCCUUAAAAUCAAAAUCCCAGACAGGUUUCCAGAAAGGAAACACCCCUGGCAAUCCGAACUGCUACGAAAGUAUCAUCUAUAAGAGCAGGGUGGGGCAGGGGGGAAAUAACCUUAUUGCAAUUUACAGAUCAAGAUCCUUAAUGAUAAGGAAAUAAAAGGAAUAAUAACAAUUUGUUAGGUCACAAAAAACAAAAAUCCAUCAUGAUAGUACUGCCUAAUUUGCCUAUUUCACCUUAACAUUUAUAGUCACAGGGUAAUGAUAUUUUUCAAGUUGUGGAAGCACAAUGAAAAAUGCUUUUGUUUGUAAGCUCCUAGUCUUACGCAAGCUGAAUACUUUAUACACUAAAGGCACAACAGCAUCACCAACUAAAGAAAUCCACACACAAAUGCACCUGGUGCCAGUGGAGAAAGGCCUACACAUGAUUAGGCAGUGGCUGGGGGGUUUCUGCAAACUACAUGCCUUUUGAGUUCUUGUUUUAAUUCCUUUAUCUGGAGGAGUCAGGGAGGGGCAGAUGUACAUGAUUUAAAGAAACAAGCUAUGCCGUGCCAGUUUACAUGAAGGAUGUGUAUAUAUACACAUGAAUAUACAUAUACAUGUGUGUAUAUUUAUAUUGCAUAAUGAAUUUGUCUGGUUUUCUCCUUAUAACUGCACUUUCUCAACAACAACAAAAAAAGCAAUUGUUAGCACUCUGUGUGCUCCAUUUCCCCUCUAGCUUUAUGAGGUGUGAAUAGUAGAAGACUGUCUCUCUCCAUCUGUUAUUUUUUGGGGCGAGGGGAGGUUGGAAGCAUAGCACUGUAAAAGUGCUUGUGUCUGUUGCAACUGUGGGCAAAAUAUUCCAUGAGGUUUUUGAUAACAAUAUAUAUUUUAAUCUCCUUCAUUCCAAAACUACUUCCCCACAGCUUCCGGAUGACAAAGGGUUUAUUAUGGAAUGAUUCCAAUUGGAAAGGGGGUUCCAGAGAUGGCAGGUCAAGUUGCUGAGUCGGUGAGCUCAGCUGAUUUAUGUAAGCCAGCCAGACCCUGCUGCCAAAGAGUCAUUGGCCCAAACAAAUGAGGAGAGCAGCAUCCCGUUCCCAUCUGACACAGAUGCAAUUAUAAGAAAUUAUAAACCUAACAAGAUGCAUUUUGUGCUCUGACUGGGAGGAAAUUGAUUGUUAAAAUGGCAGGCACCGCACCAUUCCAGCUAGAUACAUUUCAAAAGGAAAUUAAAAAUUGAACAGAAACCAAACACACUCUGUAAUGGAAACUGCCUUAUCAGCAUCCUUUCUGUAGUCUGUAGGAUAAUCUGAUGGGUGGCAGGCUUAAUUUAGUACCCAUUUGUUACCCAUAAUGUGUAAUAAAGGGGAAAAUAUCAGCAAGCUCAGUUUGAUGGGACGGUGGGGAGGAAGGGAUGCCACACGCAGGCACAGCAGUACAAGAACCUACUGAGCCCAGGCAACAACAAAAAAAAAGCACAGUCCUUCCUUGACAGGUUCGCCUAGCUAACUGCAUCUGAGUGGUCAUUCCGGAGCUAAUUCUUUCAGCAGACCAGUAAGAACCUGAUGUCCCUCAACAGUCCAGUGGGAGCCAAAGAUCCCAUGGAUGGGAUUGAAAAGUUAAGAGUCAGGUAUUGAAGGGGAGUCCCAGGGACAGACUGCAUCUGGUGGGAUGAAAUUAGUGUCUGAGCAGUCUGUAAAGCAGUUACCUAGAGAUGCAUUGCAUCAGGGGGUCCACAUGGACCUUCCACUGGCUGCAGAUGGAAGCUGGUUAGCUGGGGAGUUUGGCACAUGUCAAUCAAUGUCUCAAGACAGAAAGUGAGAGACACAGAAACUAAUAAAGACCAUAGCUUUAAAAGUGGUGAUAUUGCCUUGUUUAGCAUCAGUAACUAAAGCCUCAGUUUCACUAUGUAGCAUUCACAAUUCACAAUGCUACAAAGGAGAUGACCUCAAGAGUGCAUAGAACAGAGGUACCUUUAGACUGAACAUAGUAUACUUGAGUAGGUCUGAGGCCCAGUCUCCUUGCCCACAGGUGCAAUUUUCUCCCACAUAAUAUGCUCCUACUUUUUAUUUUUUUCACUUGCAAAAUGAACUGUGGGG